Messenger RNA from Dermacentor silvarum, 3681 nucleotides. RefSeq names its product elongation of very long chain fatty acids protein AAEL008004. Bases 81 to 929 code for a protein of 282 amino acids. Lineage: Eukaryota; Metazoa; Arthropoda; Arachnida; Ixodida; Ixodidae. Gene Ontology annotation, cellular component: endoplasmic reticulum membrane. The record is from RefSeq and is a predicted model, not a curated record. Gene Ontology annotation, molecular function: fatty acid elongase activity. The transcript has a single exon. Gene Ontology annotation, biological process: fatty acid elongation, polyunsaturated fatty acid; fatty acid elongation, monounsaturated fatty acid; fatty acid elongation, saturated fatty acid.
GAUUCGUGCUCAGACGGCGGCUGCUGUGUUCCGCGGCCGGCAGCGCACAACGCCGGGCACACCACCGCCCGCCAACAAACAUGGAAGCCGCCGUCGACCUGCUGACCGGUGCACCGAGCAGAGCCGCGGCGGCCGCCGCCACGGCGAACUCCGGCGCGCUCUCCAACGCCACCUUGGCCCGGGACCCGCGCACCACAACAUGGCCGCUCGCCGGCAACCCGCCGCUCAUCGGCGCCCUCCUGCUGAGCUACGUGUACCUCGUCAAGGUGGGCGGGCCGCGCUUCAUGCGCGACCGCAAGCCGUACAACCUGCGCCGCGUCAUCCUCGUCUACAACGCGACCAUGGUGCUCCUCAACGCGUACUUCGUGGUCAACUUUCUGUCGCGCUCCUACCUGGGCGGCGGCUACAACGUGCUCUGCCAGGGCAUUCGCUUCGACGCCGACCCACGCACCCUCGAGCUGGUGUCGUUGUGCUGGUGGUACCUGCUGGUGCGCAUCGCCGACUUCUUAGACACCGUGUUCUUCGUGCUGCGCAAGAAAGAGUCGCACGUCUCCUUCCUGCACGUGGUCCACCACGUCCUUGUGGUCUUCAACGGCUGGUUCGGCCUCUCGUACGGGCCCGACGGUCAGGUGAUGUUCUGCAUCUGCCUGAACAGUUUCGUGCACGUCAUCAUGUACACCUACUACUUCCUGUCACUGUUCGGGCCACGCGUCCAGAAGCACCUCUGGUGGAAGCGCUACCUGACGCAGCUCCAGUUGGCGCAGUUCAUCCUCAUCUUCGUGCACAGCACCAUACCGCUAUUCAAGGACUGCGGAUACCCGCGGCCGCACACGUUCAUCGUGCUCUCCGAGUCCGUGCUGUUUUUCGGCAUGUUUGUGCGCUUCUACCGUGGCGCCUACAAGAACAAGCAGCCUGCCAAGGCAGCCUGAGAGCGUUUACUGCGUCGUACUCCAUCUCGAAGUGGGUCGGAGAGUCUUUUUUGUCAUGGCUAACAUGUUACGGCAGAUGGCUGACACCUACAGUAGCUGCGAAAGUGUUGCCGUGUACGAAGCCAGGCAGGAAGCACAGCGGCAGUUUGUACGGUUGAUUGACUAACGGUCCACAUCAAGACGUCGUUCUAAUAGAGUAAGGGAAGCGAUCAUUGAUCUGCUUUUCAGUGAGCUAUCGUUUUCUACUUGUUUGGCAGAGACGCAGAGCAAUGCAGCGGCCAGUUUGGCAAACGCCUUUAGCCAGCUGGUAUGUUUUCUUCUACAAAUUAUUUUUCUGUCAACGUGUUAGGCUCUUUAGUAUAAUGACAUUACCACAUCGAUCAAAUUUACGGAUUGCGCAAGCUUGCCUAGGAGGAGGAGAAAGAGGAUGCUAGCUAUGGGCGCCAUCCUCCAUAAGCUCGGCUGUUGAGGCUUGUUAAUAGAUUUCUAGAUGCUACGUAGUACAUGACGUUUUUCGCAGCGGCUCUGAAACUUGACCAGGCAGUUGGGUAUUCUUGUGUUCCUGUUCCUCGACGCAGUCAUGCUGCUUGUGGGAGUUUUAGUUUCGUUUGCCAGCGAGCAUCAGCCGCAUAGCCAUUGUCUAAGGCGAGCUGAUUACCGACAUAAUGCUGGACGGUCAACAUCGUCUGCUAACCAAUUAAGUUUUGAAAGGAACGUGCCCUUGCAGAUCCGGCUUCACUUUGGUGGACAGGCGGUAACUUCCAAGCUCCGCGUUCUCGCAGAGACGGCUGCACAAGUUUGAGUUAUUAAGCAAAACUAUUCAGCGUCCAUGAGGCUAAGCGCUAGCCGACUCGUGUAUUAACUUGAAGUACGGCAUGCUGCAUGAUUCCUGAAGUCCUUCCAGAAUGGAUAUUUAACUCGACGGCCAAAGUCAUUUUUUCUAAACACAUAAGGAAGUCACAACUUGAUGUGUGAUGCGAACUAUAUAAGCAUGUGACAAAUUUAGAACAUGCAUCCUUAGGCGCAUGGUGAAUGUUCCACACCUUCUUUUAGAGACCAAACAGGUUUCAGUACAUUCAGUGGAUCCAUAUUUUUAAAUCCUCACUUGAUGUCACCUACACAUGCUUCCUGUGGACCAUACCUGACUAGCAUAGCUGAACAGUAUAGCGAAGACAAUUAUCCCGCAACGUGUACAAUCUGUCAAGAGAAGAACGAUACAUAGCAAUGACUACCAGGGCUAUGCCAGGUGAAGUGUUAACAACUAGGAGAAAACUCUGACGAACUGUAUUGAACAAAGCGAUCUGCUUAGUGUGCCACGAACAACGCCACUAAAGUCAUUGAUGAAACAAAAAUGCAGCGCAAGUGGCCUGUGCCUCACGAACGUUCUAGGGUUCUAAGUCUGCAACACCAGUAUGGGCCGAAGGUGGACGUUUCAUUUUCACCGAUGCGUCGUUGUCGAUGUUAAAGUUUUACCAUACAGCGUUGCAACCACUUACGUGCGAAGCGGGAGAGGGGGAUAUGGCCGGGUGCAUUAACGAACCAAGUGGAGUAAACAGCUGACCACGCAACGCCGUUAGAAGGCGGACUGACCUCCGGCGAGCUAGAAGAGUUUAAGCCAAAGUAUAGGCAUAGCAAAAACUAACACUCGAUAUUCUCCUACAGAGAGGUCUGCUGCACGCUUCUAUUGGUGUGGCACACCUGCCGCGUUCAUUUAGAGUAAGAACUGUACUAUACGACGUCAGAGGAAACCUGGCAAGAGGGCCUUUCAGGAUGCGUGGCAGUAUCAAGACGCAAUGCAAAGAAUGAACGUGGAACGUGUCACCAGAGAUUGACAAAUUCAUCUUGGGCCGAGGCCGUAUCAGAAAACGCUGCAGGGUUGUGAUGGCACUCCGAUGUUACGGGAUGCCAGAAAGAAAACAGUGGUAAGAGAGGAAGUCAGACCCGCUGCCCACUGUAGGACCCUUGUGGAAGCGUAGUGAACUUGUGUGGUGCUUCCUGAGAAAUACCUUUCCUGGAGUACAGCUGCCCCGACUCCUGCAGUCCGAAUUCGUGAAACACAUGCUACCUGUGCGUGCAGUGACUGCUUGGGGCGCAUGUGUGGUACUACUUCAUGUCUUUCGAGCGUACCGGGUGUGCGACCUUGCGGAGAGUUCUCGCCCCUGACACUGACCAAGCCAGAAAAUGCCUUAGCGCAUCACGCUACGGGGCAUGAUUCUGUUCCUUUUUCUUGGUGGGUUUAGGUCUUGAAGCCAAAAAGACAAAAAGAAGAAGGCACUGCUUUACUUCCAUCCAGGAGCCGAGCUUUAGCCGUGAUAAACGUCUUGCCAUGUUGUGAGGCACGUUUGAACAAUAUGUGUGUGCGUGUGUGUGCGUUUGGCUGUUGGGACGAUACGCGAUAUAAUAUUAUGCAUAGCGAUUCAUUGUAUGUGUACCUGUUUUGUGACCUACGUGAUGUUGGUUAAAGUGAGAGAACACCCAUUCUUCAAGGCGUCUGCUUGUUGUCUUUCCGCUAACUAUGGCGCGGGCACGAGGUGGUUUGAAAGCGCUCAUCAAGGGCGCAGCUUUUACGUUCACCAACGUUGGUCACUACAUGUAGAUAUCAAAGAAAAAAAUGAGAAAAGAUUGGAAAAAAGCACGAUUUAUUUUCUGCAGUAAAUAAUAAAGAAACAAGAUAUUCCCAAUUUCCUGAUUCAAUUUUUAAGUGUUAUAAAUUGAUUUUGUCGCCAUUUGGACCUGAAGGCAACUGUUCCCU